AUGGACACCGAUAUGAUUAGAACCAUUGUCGGCAUUAUUGGCAAUGUAAUCUCUUUUGGCUUAUUUGUCUCCCCAAUCCCAACAUUUGUGAAGAUAAUAAAGCAAAAAUCAGUUGCUGAGUUCAGGCCGGAUCCUUACAUAGUAACAUUGCUCAAUUGUGCUUUGUGGUCAUUCUAUGGUCUGCCAAUAGUCCAUCCUGACAACCUUCUUGUUGUUACGAUUAAUGGCACUGGACUUGUCAUUGAAUUCAUUUACAUCGCCAUCUUUUUCGUAUUCUCUCCCGGAAAAAAGCGCCGAAACAUCAUCAUUGCGCUUCUAGUUGAAGUUGUCUUCUUUGCCGUUGUGGUUUUCAUUACUCUACACUUUUUCCAUGACACUAAAGGCCGGUCUAUGAUAAUUGGGAUCUUGAGUAUUGUCUUCAAUAUCAUUAUGUAUAAUUCACCUUUGACAGUCAUGAAAAUGGUCAUCAAGACAAAGAGCGUCAAGUACAUGCCAUUUUACCUCUCACUCGCAAAUUUGUGCAAUGGAAUUGUCUGGACCAUCUAUGCGCUUCUUAAAUUUGAUCCCUACCUUCUGCUUCCAAAUGGUUUGGGAGCAGUUUCCGGUGCGGUGCAAAUCAUCCUGUAUGCUACCUACUACAAGACCACAAAUUGGGAUGAGGAUGGAUGA
Molecule: messenger RNA, 669 nt
Organism: Prunus persica (peach)
Lineage: Eukaryota; Viridiplantae; Streptophyta; Magnoliopsida; Rosales; Rosaceae
Product: bidirectional sugar transporter SWEET5
Exons: 6
Coding region: 1-669 (222 amino acids)
Biological process (GO): carbohydrate transport
Cellular component (GO): membrane
Molecular function (GO): sugar transmembrane transporter activity
Source: RefSeq, a predicted model, not a curated record